AAGUGUCAUACCCACCAGCAAGCUAUAAGAUGACCACCCCUCACAAUCAAGCUCAACCUGGCCCUUCUAUUGACCCGUUUCCAGACGAAUACAAAAUAGCAGCCCUUGUCUUCUACAGCUGUGUCUUCAUAACUGGCUUAUUUGUUAAUGUCACUGCCUUAUGGGUCUUCAGUUGUACCACCAAGAAGAGAACCACUGUAACCAUCUAUAUGAUGAAUGUGGCACUACUGGACUUGAUAUUUAUAAUGAGCUUACCCUUUCGAAUGUUUUAUUAUGCAAAAGGUGAAUGGCCGUUUGGAGGGUACUUCUGCCAGAUUCUUGGGGCUCUCACAGUGUUUUAUCCAAGUAUUGCUCUAUGGCUACUUGCUUUCAUCAGUGCCGACAGAUACAUGGCCAUUGUACAGCCGAAAUACACCAAGGAACUUAAAAACACAUGCAAGGCCAUGCUAGCGUGUGUGGGAGUCUGGAUAAUGACCCUGGCGACCACCAUCCCACUCCUACUACUCUACGAAGACCCAGAUAAAGCCUCCACCCCUGCCACCUGCCUCAAGAUUUCUGACGUCAUCCACUUCAAAGCUAAUAAUGCGCUGAACUUCACUCGACUGACUUUCUUUUUCUUGACUCCUCUGUUCAUCAUGAUUGGGUGCUACUUGGUCAUUAUUCAUAGUCUCCUUCACGGUAAGACGUCGAAGCUGAAGCCCAAAGUCAAGGAGAAGUCUAUACGGAUCAUCAUCACGCUCAUGGUGCAGGUGCUCGUCUGCUUCACGCCUUUCCACAUCUGCUUUGCUUUCCUGAUGCUGGGAGGGGACGAGAACAGCUACAACCCCUGGGGAGCCUUCACCACCUUCCUCAUGAACCUCAGCACCUGUCUGGAUGUGAUUCUCUACUACAUUGUUUCAAAACAAUUUCAGGCUCGAGUCAUCAGCGUAAUGCUCUACCGCAAUUACCUUCGGAGCGUGCGCAGGAAGAGCUUCCGCUCAGCUAGCUUACGGUCCCUAAGCAACAUAAACAGUGAGAUGUUGUGA
Molecule: messenger RNA, 1025 nt
Organism: Kogia breviceps (pygmy sperm whale)
Lineage: Eukaryota; Metazoa; Chordata; Mammalia; Artiodactyla; Physeteridae
Gene: GPR18
Product: G protein-coupled receptor 18
Biological process (GO): positive regulation of Rho protein signal transduction; phospholipase C-activating G protein-coupled receptor signaling pathway
Cellular component (GO): plasma membrane
Molecular function (GO): G protein-coupled receptor activity
Source: RefSeq, a predicted model, not a curated record